Molecule: messenger RNA, 2307 nt
Organism: Alternaria arborescens
Lineage: Eukaryota; Fungi; Ascomycota; Dothideomycetes; Pleosporales; Pleosporaceae
Product: Alpha-xylosidase
Exons: 3
Coding region: 1-2307 (768 amino acids)
Biological process (GO): carbohydrate metabolic process
Molecular function (GO): hydrolase activity, hydrolyzing O-glycosyl compounds; carbohydrate binding
Source: RefSeq, a predicted model, not a curated record
AUGAAAUUCCGCGAUGGGAUGUGGCUGGUGAACGACCGUUUCACAGUUCAACAUGCGGAAGAAGUUUAUACCGUCACGCCUCACGAAAACAACAAAGCGGUCACACUCUUAUGUCCAAGUAGGAAGAUCUUCACAAGAGGUGACACUUUAAAUCUGAGCACCAUCUCCAUCGACAUUGAGGCUCAAUUUGAUGGCGUUAUUUCGCUCGAAGCCACGCACUUCGCUGGUGCCAGGCGUCUAGGUCCAAACUUUGAUCUAUACCCAGCAGGCAAACCCAACUGUACGGGUGAGAUUAGCAAGACCGAGAAGGGAACUACGGUCGUUUCAGGCGGAUUGAGCGCGACUGUUAGCUCUAAUGAGCAUACGUUCGACAUCAAAUUCCAUGCAACGGACGGGUCAAAGACGUUGACUUCACUUCUCAACCGAAGCGUCGGGUUAGCGUACUCGCCAGCUCUUAGUACACCCAAGCUUGUGGAAGAUCUGAGUGCACAUAAACAUUAUAUGUUCACUCAGACUGAGUUGGGUGUUGGCGAAACUAUUCACGGCCUGGGUGAACGUUUUGGUGCUUGGAACAAGAUCGGUCAGAAUGUCGAGGUAUGGAACGAGGACGGGGGUACUUCAAGCGAGCAGGCGUACAAGAACGUGUCAUUCUGGCUGAGCUCGAAGGGUUAUGGUGUCUUCAUCGAUACACCCGACAAGAUCGAUAUGGAGAUCGGCAGCGAACGAUGCUCAAGGUUGCAGACUACAGUUGAGGGACAGCGUUUGAAAUGGUACCUUAUCUACGGACCAACUCCUAAAGAAGUGCUGACUAAGUACUCCAUUCUCACUGGCAGAUCGAAUAGAGUUCCAGCGUGGUCGUACGGUCUCUGGCUCAGCACAUCGUUUACAACAUCUUACGAUGAGCAGACAGUCCGUCAUUUCGUCGAAAAGAUGUCUGAUUCCAAGAUACCAGUCGAAGUGUUCCAUUUUGAUUGCUUUUGGCUCCGUGCUUUCCACUGGUGUGACUUCAUCUGGGACCCCGAAAGCUUUUCAGACCCGGCAGGUCAGAUCAAGCGCAUGAAGGACGACGGACUUAUUAACAAAGUCAGUGUUUGGACGAAUCCCUACGUUGGUCAGGCAAGCCCCGUGUUUAAGUAUGCUGCCGAGAAAGGCUAUCUGCUGAAGAAGACGAACGGAGAUGUAUGGCAGUGGGAUCUUUGGCAGACCGGCAUGGGGAUCGUCGACUUUACAAACCCGGAGGCUUGCGAUUGGUUCCGCGAGUGCAUGGAGAAACUCUUCGAUGUGGGUGUGAACUCUAUCAAAACGGAUUUCGGCGAACGUAUACCCACGAAGAACGUCCAGUGGCAUGACAAAAACGUGGAUCCAAGUCGUAUGCACAACUACUACGCUUUCAUCUACAACAAGCUGGUCUAUGAGGCAGUGCAGAAACGAGAGGGUGAACACGAAGCGAUAUUAUUCGCGCGCACGGCUUGUGCGGGAUCACAGCGCUUUCCGCUCCACUGGGGCGGUGAUUGCGAGUCGACGCCUGCUGCACUCUCUGAAUCGGUGCGCGGAGGGCUAAGUAUCGGGCUUGCAUCCUUCGCAUUCUGGACAAGUGAUAUUGGUGGCUUCGAAGGAAGCCCACCACCUUGGAUCUACAAGCGCUGGGUUGCCUUCGGACUGCUCAAUUCCCACAGUCGACUUCACGGUUCGAACUCAUACCGUGUACCAUGGCUAGUCGACAACUCAUCAGCAGAGCCUGAAAACUGCACUGAGGUCCUCCGACACUGGGUGCAGCUCAAGCGCAGCCUCAUGCCAUAUCUCUUCGCACAGGCCGAAGAGAGCGUCGCUAAUGGCUGGCCUACUAGCGUUCGUGCGACAGCUCUUGAGUUUCCAGAUGACCCAACAUCCUGGUAUGUGGAUCGCCAAUUCUUUGUUGGCAGUCAGAUCCUAGCUGCCCCUGUCUUCGAAGAAGACGGCAGCGUUGAGUACUACCUGCCACCCGGUCGUUGGUUCAGCUUUUGGGACGGCAAAGAAGUAGAGGGUGGCAGGUGGAUCAAGGAGAAGUAUGGCUUCCUCCAAUUGCCGUUGUUUGUCAGAGAAGGCACUGUGUUGGUGCUCGGACAAGCACAAGGCGAGGGCGGCUUUGGCUAUGACUGGCUCGCUACUGGUGGUGAAAUUAGACUGUAUGGCGUGAGGGAAGGUGACAAAGCGAUUUUGGUGGAUAACAAAGGCGAACAGAAGGGCGUCCUAGAGGUCAACGCCGAUGGUGAGCUCAAGGGUGGGGAUGUACUGGGUGGGGAUUGGAAGGUCUCAAAGCUAGGAUAG